AUGGAUGAGUGGAGAAUCAUUUCGAUGGAUAGUGGGAGAUGGGAAAGCAACACUGUUGUGGGAGGAUGUGUAGCUUGGAGAAAUAGCUUUAAGAUUAAGAUAUCCUCGCUUAUACAGAGUUUAGCUAUGACAGGAUUGUUUGAGAGACAAUUGUUGGAUAGGGAACUAGCCUUGGUAGAAAUUAUAAAACGAGAAGUGGACAAAGUGACUUUAAAUCCGUCCGUGGCAGAUCGGAUUGUAUGGGUGCAUGAAAAUGAUGGGUUGUUCAAGGUCAAAAAAUUGCAUGAGUUAUUGCUUAGUGAUGGGAAUUUUGAAGUUGAGGGUUCGUUUAAUUUUGACAAAAUAUGGAAUCUAAAAGUUCAUCCGAAGGUGAAAUAUUUUUUGUGGAUACUUAAAUUGAAUAGAGUACCAACAAAGGUAUUCCUUAAAUCUAGAGGGAUUACGCUGUCAGAUGCUCAAACUUUAUGCCCUUGGUGUGGGGAUGUUGAAGAGAAUGCGAACCAUUUGUGGUGGAAUAUUUCAGGUUUAAAUAUACAGACAGUGGAUGAAGUCUUUGAGUUUUGUUAUCAGUGUAGGUGGUCAGGAUCUAUAGCUUUGGCUUGGUUUGUAAGUUUUGCUACGGCAUUAUGGAGUCUAUGGCUGGCGAGGAACGAUUAUGUUUUUCGAAAUAAAGGCAUUAAACUUAAAGACUUGCUUGUAUAUGUGAAGAUGAGAGUGUUUGCUUGGUGUAAGGCGUUGAAGGAAUUUACUGAUUUGGAUAAGAAAUGUUGGUGGGAUCGGCCUGCAAAGUCAGCUGCUAUGUAUCAAGCUUCUAAGAUCGUUUGA
Messenger RNA from Hibiscus syriacus, 825 nucleotides. RefSeq lists its product as uncharacterized. The transcript is spliced from 3 exons. NCBI's taxonomy places the organism in Eukaryota, Viridiplantae, Streptophyta, Magnoliopsida, Malvales, Malvaceae. The coding region runs from base 1 to 825 and encodes 274 amino acids. The record is from RefSeq and is a predicted model, not a curated record.